Molecule: messenger RNA, 945 nt
Organism: Vitis vinifera (wine grape)
Lineage: Eukaryota; Viridiplantae; Streptophyta; Magnoliopsida; Vitales; Vitaceae
Exons: 1
Coding region: 1-945 (314 amino acids)
Source: RefSeq, a predicted model, not a curated record
AUGUAUUUGAUUCCUUCAGUGCCUUAUCUUGACUCCGCCUUCGACCUCGCUACCAUCUGUCUCAUAUCGGCCCUCCUCCUCCUCUCCCUCCUAUCCCUCUUCUUCGUCUUCCACCUCCGCCUCAAGUGCCGAACCUCCCACCAGCUCCAGAACUUCAACUCUCUCUGGACCGUACGGCUGCUCCUCGUGCUGUUCAUCUCUUUCUGGGCUGUCAACGAACUCCUCCGCAUACCCUUCUUCCGCCGGAGAUAUCCGUACCCAUUCUUGCCGGCGCUGACUCUGGCUCAACAGGCUGGUCUCUGCAAAGUUCACGUGGUUCUCUCUCUGGGUUUGUACGAGCCUGGCUUCCUCGUGACCUUUCUAUUCCUCGUCAACGUCUCCGUCAAGAAGCACAGCAGAGACAACAAGUGGGGUGUGGUCAUCGUCUUCGCCUUAUGCCUCCCUAUCUUCUUGCUGCAACUCUUCUUCACUUACUUCUCUCCUCCGGAGGUUCCUAUCCCUGGGUUUUUGAAGCGGAGCUUCAUGACCAUCAAGGACGAGUAUGGAAACGACGCCGUUUUGUGCAUGUACCCGCUCGUGAACACCCUCGUCUUCUGUGCGUUUGCGAUUGUGUACGCUGUCUGCUUCCUUUUGUCCUGUUGGAGGGUAGUCUCGCUCGUGAUCAACAAGGGCUUGAGGGUUCGGAUCUACGCGCUCGCCUCCGCGGUUCUCUUUCCGCUCCUGGUGCAGCUUCUCUUUCUGGGAAUAUCGGUGGUUUUUUCGCCGGCCGACACCUUCUACGGCGGCGCUGCACUGAUGGUAUUCCUCAGCGUGCUGUGCUGCACCGUCGUGGGGGAGAGCAUUUUGAUAAUCAGACCGAUCACGGAAGCGUUAUCCGCCGGAGGCGAUUGCUGCCUGUGGAUUCGCGACGUCGGGCCGGGGAAACAGGUGGCGGAUGAGGGUUAG